Coffea arabica (coffee) is the source of this 1923-nucleotide messenger RNA. RefSeq names its product cyclin-T1-3. Gene Ontology annotation, biological process: regulation of transcription by RNA polymerase II. NCBI's taxonomy places the organism in Eukaryota, Viridiplantae, Streptophyta, Magnoliopsida, Gentianales, Rubiaceae. Gene Ontology annotation, molecular function: cyclin-dependent protein serine/threonine kinase regulator activity. The record is from RefSeq and is a predicted model, not a curated record.
UAAUAUGAGUACUAUUUUAAGGCAGAAAAUUCCAACUGAAUUUUAAGAAACUUCCCAUAAAAUUCGCAUCCAACGGUAAGAAAAAAUUGAAGUAACCUCAACUACUACUACUGGCUUUUCUUCUAGGGCUUCCACCGCUUCAGACUUCAAUUCUCCCCAUUUACUGCCUUGUUGCCGGCCGCUUCUUGGUUUUUUUUUUUUUUUAAUCUCUCCAAUAUUCCUCCAACCAUCGGUUCCCCGUUCACUUUCAGCUACUGAAAAGGGAGGGAGACCAUGGCAGGGAAACUGCCAGGGGAUCCUUCUUAUCAUGAAAGGGCAAGAAAUUCAGCUAUAAAUCCCGUGCAAGAGGAGCCUGUGUGUUUCACUGGCAAAUGGUACUUCACUAGAGAAGAAAUAGAAGACAAUUCUCCAUCGAGGAGGGAUGGGAUCUCCCACAAAGAGGAGUCGCAUUCACGGAAGUUGUACUGUUCCUAUCUACAAGAGCUUGGCAUGGAGCUCAAAGUGCCCCAGGUGACCAUUGCAACUUCAAUGCUGUUUUGUCAUCGGUUUUAUAUGCGUCAGUCUCAUGCAAAGAAUUAUUGGCAGACUAUUGCUACUGCUAGCAUGUUCCUUGCCAGCAAAGCUGAAGAGACGCCUCGCUGGCUGAGUGAUCUUGUUGUUGUGGCUUAUAAGUUAGCAAAUAAAUGGGAUCCUUUUGCUCCGCAAAGAAUUAGGCAGAGGGAUAUUUAUGAUAAGCAGAAAGAAACAGUUGUACUUGGAGAAAGGCUUCUGCUGGCUACACUAGCUUUUGAUCUCAAUGUUGAACACCCAUACAAGCCACUUGUUGCAGCUGUAAAGAAGUUGGAUAUCCCACAUAAGGAAUUGGUAAAAGUGGCAUGGAAUUUUGUGAAUGAUUGGCUUCGUACAACAUUGUGUUUGCAGUACAAGCCACACUAUAUUGCGGCUGGUUCUUUAUUUCUUGCUGCAAAACUUCAAAAGGUGAAGCUGCCCACAACAAAAGGAAAUGUGUGGUGGCUGCAAUUUGAUGUUUCACCAAAACAAUUAGAAGUUGUCAUUCAGCAGAUGUUUAGAUUGCUGGAUCAGAACCAGAAACAGGUAUUGCCAUCAGCAGUAAGUAACAAAACCGUAUCCAAAUCUACAAGUGGAAAGGCAACACUUAGUAGCCCAGAAUCAUGUAUAUCAAAUGGUUCUAUUGCUGCUCAAGAUCCCAACAAUCGAUCGUUGUUGGACACUGAUGGAGCUUCAACAGAUGCUCAUUCAACACGCUAUCAAGCACAGCCAUGCAAUGGUGUCCAUAAUAAUGCCAAGGAAACAGAAGGUUGCCAGAUAAGUGAUUGUGGUAGCGCAAACAGCAUUGUUGAGGAUGGUGGUGAUGAGCUGAAAAUGGGACAAAUUGAACAGAACUCGGGUUCCAAGGGUGCUGCAUAUGAUGCUAGCUACAACAAAAUGGAUGUACAUCGAAUUAGAGAGAGAUUAAAGAAGAGGAGAUUGGACAGGGGAACAGAAAAGAAGUCAGACAUACAGGCUGAUUUAGAAGUAGGCAAUGAGGCUUGGAUAGAGAAAGAGCUUGAAAGCGGAGUAGAGAAGUUAUCUGCCUCUCCGGAGAAGCGAAAAAGGUGCUGAUGCAAAAGACGCUUUCCACUUGCUGAGCAGGAAACAUAACCAGGAUAGAAGGUUUCAAAAUGAAUUUGUGAACUCUACUGUCUGAAGUGUUAAGAAACCUUCAGUUGGAAGGUUUGAUUUCAUCUACUUCGAUUCGUAAGUACUUUAACUGAGUUAUGCAUUUCUGCUUUAUAAUGACGUCCAAGCCAAGGUUCUAAUUCUGAUUAUCCAUAAUCUUGCUAUUCAGAUAAAGCCAUGUAUGUAGUUUUUGGCGUCCAAAUUUCGAUGUAUAUAUGCAAAAAAAAAAAAAAAAAAAAAAAA